Molecule: messenger RNA, 801 nt
Organism: Cooperia oncophora
Lineage: Eukaryota; Metazoa; Nematoda; Chromadorea; Rhabditida; Trichostrongylidae
Source: the annotation of a GenBank genome assembly
AUGAACCCUGCCCAAACUUACUACUACUUACUUACUUACGACGAGGUUUCUUCCGAGCACCACACGCCGCCACUCAUAGGAAAGGUUAUUGAAAUCACAAAGCCACUAUAUGAAACGGUUCUACCGGCAGAGCCUACACAGGACGAUGUCUCUUUCUCGUCGCCAAGACGGAUGGCUUCUUCAGAAGAGGAUCACCGACUGCGGAGGGAACCGCCAUCACAACAUUCUCCACGACCUCCGCCUCAGGAAAUUGCUUUGUUGCCCAGACGUUCCAUAGCUGUCCCAGCUCAAGGGGUCACUCUGUCUCCGCAGGUGUCUCCACCUCCUCCACCUCAAAGAACGCAUGUAUCAGCGCGGAUUUCUCCGACAGCUCCUCAUCAAUCAUCCUUAAAGAAGCGAUCACCUUCACCUCUUCUCAGAAAGGUUAUGCCAACGUCAUCAGUGAAGGCGCCGCGCACUACUCAGCUAUCGACUAACAUUUUCACACGAGCUAGGUUACCGCAAGCGAAACUCCCUUCUCUCGUGCAGAAAGUACAAGCGAAAGGAUCGUGCAGUAAAUGCGGGAAGAAAGUGUUGCCCCAAACAAGUACUAAUCAAUCUAAAACUUCGCAGCAACCGAAAACUUUGCAGCAACCAAAAAAACAAACGCUUACCAAUACUCCGAUGUCACCCAAAGUCCCAUUACCAUUCGCUAUUAUGGCUGGAGAAGUUUCCGUAGAAAUGCCGGAGGAAGAUAAAUAUGCUAAACUGUCGUCACCCAACGAUGAAGAUUCAGAUUCCGACUCUGAUUCUGAUGACUGA